AAGCAACUCCGCUUUCUCAAUCGACGCUUUAACAGAUGCAAAGAGAGAAAAUGCCAAGCCACUGGACCCAAAGACGCAAAUUUUCAUUGCAAAGACGAUUCUCAACUUCUUUUUGCCACUGUACUCACUUUGUCGAUAAUUCAAUGAUGUGCUUGGGAGGAUUGGAACAGAACAGCAGGAGCAGGAACGGACCAUCAAGUCGUUUGCAUUCCCGCUUUCUUCUGGUCGAGGCAUCUGAGGUCGCCACCGAGAUGUCGGGCUCAAGUCUUCGCUUCCUCAUGUUUAUCGCGGCUUUCGUCGCAUUCGCUGCACAGACGAUCGCAGCUCAGCGGACGGGGACGAAAUUGGAAUGGCCGGCCUUGCGCUUCCACUUUACCAUCAAGAAAGAGACCAUGAAGGUGUAUGACCAGACCUCAUUCGACAUGUACGCCAACCCGACCGUGCAGGACGCCAACAAAAACGUCCUAUACGACGUAUACGCCACCUUCACGCAGCCCAAGGCUCUGCAUAACUAUACACUUGUAGACGGUAUCGCGUACUCGGAGAUGACUCCGUUCACGACUGGGAGUUCUUCGGGCGUUCCGACACCGCUAACGGUAUGCUUGGACUCCGAGUCCGGCAAGCUGCCGGCUAUUAACUCUAUCGUGGCUGCUGUUAGCGAGGCCACGGCUGCGUCUGGAAAUGGUAGUGCAGCUUCCACGUGCACGACAGGAGGUGCGUACGAGACGACGAUCAAUGGCGCAGACUACGAGAUCUGCGUUACGGGGACGACUGGCUUUACAAUGAAGGGCAGCGAUAUGGAGGUCUCGGUAGAAUAUUUGGACAACCAGAUUGAUAUCAAACCGCCGACAAUGGACCGCAAGGAGGCGAGUAGGUGCAAAGACUUGGGGCUAUCAAGCUCCGUGAGCGCAAUUGGACACGCACUCCUCACUGGCGAGCCGAUGCCCUCGAAAACGACAGGAAAGCGAGGCAUUAACCUCGACUGA
This is a messenger RNA of Phytophthora infestans T30-4, 986 nucleotides long. RefSeq lists its product as uncharacterized. The record is from RefSeq and is a predicted model, not a curated record. NCBI's taxonomy places the organism in Eukaryota, Oomycota, Peronosporomycetes, Peronosporales, Peronosporaceae. The coding region runs from base 252 to 986 and encodes 244 amino acids. The transcript has a single exon.